AUGGGCCGCAUCUGCACCAAGACCAUGAAGAAGGCGGCCCGGGUCAUCAUCGAGAAGUACUACACGCGCCUGGGCAAUGACUUCCACACCAACAAGCGCGUGUACAAGGAGAUCACUAUCAUCCCCAGCAAGAAACUACGCAACAAGAUAGCCGGCUAUGUCACGCAUCUGAUGAAGAGGAUUCAGAGAGACCCUGUCAGGGGUAUCUCUAUCAAACUGCAGGAAGGAGAGCGAGAAAGGAGGGAUAAUUACAUCCCUGAGGUCUCAGCCCUGGAUCAGGAGAUCAUUGAGGUAGAUCCUGACACCAAGGAGAUGCUGAAGCUUCUAGACUUCGGCCGUCUCUCCAACCUGCAGGUCACUCAGCCUACAGUGGGGAUGAAUUUCAAAACACCACGUGGAGCCUUUUGA
Microtus oregoni (creeping vole) is the source of this 408-nucleotide messenger RNA. RefSeq names its product 40S ribosomal protein S17-like. The record is from RefSeq and is a predicted model, not a curated record. Gene Ontology annotation, molecular function: structural constituent of ribosome. Gene Ontology annotation, cellular component: ribosome. The transcript has a single exon. Gene Ontology annotation, biological process: translation. Bases 1 to 408 code for a protein of 135 amino acids. Lineage: Eukaryota; Metazoa; Chordata; Mammalia; Rodentia; Cricetidae.